Meriones unguiculatus (Mongolian gerbil) is the source of this 2904-nucleotide messenger RNA. It is a transcript of the gene Lin52, whose product is annotated as lin-52 DREAM MuvB core complex component. Gene Ontology annotation, biological process: regulation of DNA-templated transcription. The transcript has 8 exons. NCBI's taxonomy places the organism in Eukaryota, Metazoa, Chordata, Mammalia, Rodentia, Muridae. The coding region runs from base 172 to 558 and encodes 128 amino acids. The record is from RefSeq and is a predicted model, not a curated record. Gene Ontology annotation, cellular component: DRM complex.
UGCACCUCAACCACCGCGCCGCGGGCGUAGCUGUUGGCCGGGGUGGGACUAGGCAGAUGUUACCCUAUGAGGUAAGGAAACGGGACCGGGCCGCGAGUUGAGGAUAGGCUGUCUCUGCUAGGGGCGUGGCUUGUGGAUCUCCGCUUUCCCGCCGACGGUUGGUCACGUGACAUGGGCAGGAAGAUGGCGUCUCCCACGGACGGGACUGAUUUGGAAGCAUCUUUGCUAAGCUUUGAGAAACUUGACCGUGCUUCCCCAGAUCUUUGGCCGGAACAAUUACCAGGUGUUGCUGAAUUUGCAGCUUCUUUCAAAAGUCCCAUCACCAGCUCUCCGCCUAAAUGGAUGGCCGAAAUAGAACGCGAUGACAUCGAUAUGUUGAAAGAACUGGGGAGCCUCACCACAGCUAAUCUGAUGGAGAAGGUACGGGGCCUACAGAACCUGGCCUAUCAGCUGGGGUUGGAUGAGUGCAAAGACAAGCCAUCUGAAGGAUUAAGUGCUUCUAUUCAGUGUCUAAAAAUAAUCUCAUUGGAGUCCUCCUUCAAUAAGCCAGAGAGAUGACAAGGGGAAAAUUCCUGAACAUUCUAGAAAAGCCCAAGAAGUAGCGACUGCUCGUGGACUGGUGGUCUGAAGACUGUAACCAAGUUCCCUUCCCAGUGUAGCUCUGAUGAUGCCCACCACGUGCUUCCUUGGGAGAGGCUGGAGACUGAGCUUCAAGGACCGCCCUUCUCCCCUGCUCCUGGCACUCUGCGCCUCUGAGGACAUUUGGUAGCAAGAGAAGAAUCUGUUCUACUCAAGGAUCAUUACUGUUUACUGAGUCGGCUUUGUAGCCCUGGAUAUUGGCUACCACUCUCUGGAGGUCCUGUCCUUCUGAAAGGUUGUUUCCAGGAGCUCUGGGGUCUUAUAGUUACUUUGACUCUAAUGGCAAAGUCAUUUUGAUUGAAUGGGCUCUGUUGAGUUGUACUUGAUCUCUUAAGAAGCAUUCAUGAUGAGGACAUGCUACAUCAGAGACCAGCUACAUUCUGGACCAGACCAUGCAUCCUGACCUGUGAACUCUAAGAUCUAAUGGAGUCUAUGACUUCCAUUCUGGAGGAAACGGGGUCUUCUUGAAAUGUGCACCUGCUUUUUGAAGUCUAUACCUCCGGUGACACUCCCUCCCUUAACACUGUCUGUUCCCUACCUCCCAGUCCCAGCCUGUAGGUCUGACUCCAGACAAGUGGAACUCCUGUAGUGUCUCUCUGCAGGGACUAGCUUCUAGAGUAAAAGGCUCAUGCUGUGUCCUUCACCUUGAGUCCUAGACCUCCAGACCAGUAUGAAGGUAACAGCAGGAACUCUGGUUAGUCUGUUCUAUUUGUAAGUGAAACAGUAAGCAUGACUGGAUAGUGGGAGGGCAUGGCUGUGGGAGUUCCCAUUUGGCUGAAAACAAGAAGCCCUGACUGACCUAGUGCGUGAGGGCAGAUGGUAGCAGGGUUCUGUCUCCUUUCCCUCCUCUCAGCCACAUAUCAGAUAUUUCACUUAUGUGCUGAAACACACCCACAUGAAAAUGUCCUGGCUUAAAUACAGCUCUUGCAGAUUUUUUUGCUAGUUGUAUGUGUCUGCUAAAAUCUGAAAAUCUUGCCCAUGGGUGAAAUCAAUUAGACCUAGUCUUUCACAGUUUGAAAAGUACAGAGUUCCCUAAACAUUAUAGGAAGAAAAAAAAAUUUCUGUGGUCAUUGUCCACUGGGAAUGUGGCCCCAGGAAAAGUUGUGGUCGUUUGUGGUCUUGGAUCUGUUAGGGCACAGUACUCUUCGGGUUCACAGCAGGUUUCUUGACCAUAUUUUUAUAUCUGUGCCUAAUGCUAGAAUUGAUAUCGGAUUUUCCCCCUCAUUAAUGCUACUAGAGCAACACAAUUUUACUUUUGAAAGGAAAAGGCAAUGAAAUAUGUACCGCAAAAUAUAAGCAUGAUAAAACCAUUCUGCUGGGUUCUCCCUACAAGGGCCAGUUGAUUUUAAGCUUAAGUCUAUGAUUGACACUUUUUAAUCUCACUGAAUGCAGUUAAAGUGAGUGUGUGCAAGUGAGCGGAGAAUGAUGCCGUAAUGUCAAUUUUUUUCGUCACUCUGUUUUUGAGAGUUGAUGACAUCAGGCACUUUUCCAAGUUUGGGGAAAUUGAAAGCAUGCCGAGAAUGCUGGGUUAGCUCCCCCAAACAGACUCGAGUCUGUAAUGGGAGGCCAAUAGUUGGUGUUCUGAUCUGCUGUGGCCUCCUCCUUUUACUCUCGUCCUGGUCACCAGCACUUAAGUAAGUAGAUGUUUUAGAAUUGUGAUAUUUAUUGUUUUUGUAUUGUCAUCCUUAGAAAUGUUAAUGAUGUAUUUUUAUAUUGCUAAUAUAAAUAUGUAUGGUAUGUAUAUGUAUUUUAGAAUGUUAGAGGAUACUUUGUGAAUAAUGUUGUGUCUUCAUAAUAAAUAUGUCCCUUGUAUAGGAGGUCGAGUUUGUCCUUAAGGGCCAAGCUGCAUAUUUUAAAGCAGAGACUCAUCAAAAGUACAGCUUCAGUAACAAGUGCAUUGUCCUGCCAGCCCACCCUGCUCAUCACUGCUAAAUCCUGUGUCCCAGCCUUUAAUGACCCUUUGCUAACACCUUGUGUAUGUUGUCAAAGGCCUGGCUCUCCCCAGACAUUUUGAAAUGACAUCCUAGUGGAUCCUUCAGCUUGGAUUCUUCUCCCACGUAAAAUCUCUCCUACGGGGGUUGGAGCGCUGGCUCAGUGGUUAAGAGCACUGUCUACUCUUCCAGAGGACUGUGAUUCGGACUCCAGCCACAUGGCAGCUCACACCUGCCUGUAACUCCAGUUCCACAGGAUCCGAUACCACACACAGAUGUACCUGCAGGCAAAACACCAAUGCACAUAAAAUAAAAAUAGAGACGCACUGAAAAA